Parnassius mnemosyne (clouded apollo) is the source of this 3171-nucleotide messenger RNA. NCBI's taxonomy places the organism in Eukaryota, Metazoa, Arthropoda, Insecta, Lepidoptera, Papilionidae. The record is from the annotation of a GenBank genome assembly.
AUGCUAACCAGAAGGUGGAUUUCUAUUCCUAACUCUUAUAGGUUUUACAAAAAACUUGUAAAUAAACAAAACAAGACGUGGCCGAUAAUUUGUGAAUGUGUUCAAAUACAACAGCUAAGACCGAUUACAAUAAAUACCCCUAAAAAUGCUGAAAAUAUUUCGAAAGCGAAUAAUAUUCUUCUGUCCAGUGGCAUGUCAAAGAAUCCUAUGAAAGUCCUGAAUCAUACAUCAUUGUCGUCAGAGGAACUUCUUGAAAAGUUAAUAGCAGGAUUAUCAGCUGACAUACAUCAAAAAAGGAGAGUUUAUAAAAAUGAUUUAUUGAGGGUAAUAAAUAAAGUAAAAGAAUUAAAUUUUUCAUCCAAAAAGCAAGGAUUACUAUUAAUUAGAUGUUGUACUGACUUACUUCCUGAUGAAACACCAUCAUCUAGAAUGGCUUUGCUGGAACAGGUGUGGAUGGCUUUAAAACCCCACACAGACUUUGAAGUGGAGCAUUACAAUGAGUUACUUCGAGUAUAUAUAGCUAAUAAUAGGACAUUAACAGUAAGCUCUUUUAUUCAUCAAAUGGGUAAAGUGAAACCAAAUAUUUUGACUUAUGAGUUAAUUUUGAAGGCUCUUGGUGAGGCUGGAGACUUGGAUCAAGCUACAGAAGUUAUUUCAAACAUGAAAUCCCAAGAAUUACCAGCAACAGAAAAUAUAUUUAAUUCCCUUAUUGUUUGUCAAGGCAAGUGUGGGAAUCUGAAGAACAUUCAAGAGGUGCUGUCUAUGAUGAAAUCCCUUAAGCUUGAGUAUUCUCUUGACACAUACACAGCUACAGUAAGGGCAUAUGCAUUAAAUAAAAAACAUGAACAAGUAUUGAAAGAAAUGGAGAAGGCCGUAGAAAAUGGAUUUCAGUUUGAAGAAACACAUAUAAUGGAGAUAGUAAAAACCUUGGCCUCUGUUGGGUUAUAUGAGACAAUUCCUAAGGCACUGAAAUUCCUCCCGGAAGAAACUCUCCAAACACCAUCCAUUUCUCCAUAUAUGCAGAGUGUAUCUACAUUGUUGGUGUUUCAAAAUCACCCAAUGGCAGCUCUUGAAAUAUAUAAAUGUCUUCCGUUACCUUCAUUUGGCCCCAAAGACGAUCAAGGACUACAUGGCAGGAGCCUAGUUAGGGAUUGUGUUAAGGCUUCAAUGCCAUCCAGUAUAAUAUGUCUGAUCGCGGAACAGCUAAUGGCGUCCGGCCGCAAUCCCAUAGCACUUCAGAAUGCAUGUGAAGCAGCACUGCAGCUGGGUAAAGUGCCAUUAGCUUUAGACUUGUUCACUCGAAUGAAGCAAAUGGGAAUGGCCAUAAGGCCACAUUAUUUUUGGCCUAUACUCCUGCACACAUCGAAGACAUAUGGAGAGAAAGGUAUAAUGAAUACACUCUCGACAAUGGUCACCAUGGAAGUAAAACCAGACUAUGAAACCAUAAUGACAUAUACUCUUCCAUAUGUAAGCUUCACUUCACCACAAAACUUGAUGAAGAAAUUUCAGGAUACUGGACUAUCUGUGACAACAGUGUUAACACCUAUGAUGGAAACGCUCCUAAACACGGGACAAGUGAGAGCAGCUAGUGAGAUUUGUGAACUCUUCCAAGGGAAAGUUGAUGCGGAAAUUCUGUUGCGGCCGCUAGUUAAGGGUUACUUAACAAGCCUUGACGUUAAAUCUACCAUACACAUUCUAGAAGACAUAACAUCUAAAGCUGCAGAUAAAGGCAAAGACUGGGUGGGAAGGUUUCUUUGUGUGUUCAUGCGACAUAAGAAAGUCACAGAAGACUUGUCGGAUCUUAUAGCUAUAAUAAAGGCAUUAAAAGAUACGUCCCUAAAGAUAUCAACAUCAGCAGCCGACUACUGCAUAAGUCGAUUGCCGGAAACCUACGAUCAAAAAACGAUUGACAUCUUUAAGGAUACCCUCAUCGAGAUCACCGACGAGAGGUUGGUCGACGAACAUGAGAUCUUCGUUCAGCAGAUGCCGCAUCCUAAAAACAUGAACGAGCAGUCAUUAAAGGCACAUCUAAGCGAACUAGAAGCUAAAGGAAUGAACACACGUGGCGUACUGCGCAAAUUAUUGCAGCAGUACUGUCGAGAAAACAAUUUACCUGCCGCUAUGGAAGUUGUAGAGAAAUGCCAGAAGGAAGGGGUGUUUCUUUCGGCCGGUAUGAAGGCAGCUAUAUUCGAUCUCUAUGUGAAACUUGGCGAGUUGGAUUCUGCUGAGUUAGCGCUUGCGGACUUGAAUAAAUCGUCGCCCAAUUUUACACUUGACGAGUUCAAAGUGAUCGACUUCGCGACUCUUAUGGUUUAUAGGAACAGGAUCAAGCAGGCGUUCAAUUUAAUUAACGAACAAUCUAAGAAGAGGCACGUGAUAGGCGGUCGCAAUAUAUCGAUGAACUGCUGGAGGUUACUGGACGCAGUUGCAGCGCACGGGACCUCGGAGGAAACGCUGCGAAUGUUCGAACUUCUUACCACUUUGCGAUAUUGCAAACCAACAAAUACAAUACUGGGGCCCCUAAUACGGGCACAUUUUAAAAACGACGACUUACAAGCGGCUUUGCAGGAGUUCGUACGUCUAUCGAAUAAAUACAACAAAACACCUCUAAAGCACGAGUUGCUGUGUAAAAUAUUAUAUGUCAUGGGUGAUGGAGGCUGCGAGGAUACUUUUGUAAUAAAUGAGAAGGGCAAUACAAGUUUUAACAAAAUGGUGCAGACUGUACUUAAUGUAGAUAAGAAAGUGCACGGUUCUGGCGACGUACAGCUAACCCUAAUAACGGCACUAGCCGAUGUUGGUUACAAGAAGACUCUUCGCAGACUGUUACUCGAUCCGACAGUCAAGUUUCACCCAGACGCAUUAUUAAGAUCUUGUGAAAGAUUCGCUGAUGAGAAGAAAGUUGGAGCUUUGGAGACAAUUGCGGAAUCCCUAAGAGACCUACGCUUUGUAAAUGUGGAGGAAAUAUAUAACAUGAUACUGGACGUCUAUCAACGCGAUGACAAUUGUGAAGAUGCACUGUCACUUUGGUACAAAAUGCAAGAAGCUGAUGUAACACCGUCGCAGAAGUUCGUGCGUAACCUGUGUUCUCUUUGCACUUCCAAUAAUAAGGAAAUACCAUCAGAUCUAGCUUUAAUGCUCGAUAAGGAAAACAGAAAAGCAUCCAAGUCCUAA